AUGGAUCCCUUCAUACUAAAUGAUAUACCUUAUAGAAACAAAAUCAAAAUAAUAUUGGAAUUUUUACUCUUUUUAUUAAGAUUGCCAUUCUUUUUAGGAUUAAUAAUAGAAAUUAUAUUCUUUAAUGACUUAAUAUUUAGAAGAUUACAAGUUUUAGAGCUACAUCCUAAAAUUUAUAAAGUGAUUAGAGUUAUAAAAUUACUUCAUAAUUUUUUUAUAGGCAGACUAUUAUUGUUAGUGUUAGGAUACUAUAAUGUUCAGCCUUUGUUUAACAAAACUGUUUAAAAAAAUAAUUUAUAAUCAUAUAGUUUUUUUUGUACAAGAACAUCUCCAUUAGAUAUAUUCACAUAAAUCACUUAGUAAAAAUUAUAAAAAUAAUUAAGUUUUUCACCAUCUUUUACCCAUAUAUCAAUUAGAAAGAGAUUAGUGAAAUAUUAAUUAAUAAGUUACUUUCAAGCAAUUAUUGAUUCAUUUUAUAUUGAAAAAUGUUGUUUUAGAGAGUUUGAUUAAGGGAAAGAUAUAUGUGAAUUAAUGGAACAAAUUCAUAAAAAAAGAACAGGACCUUUGAUAAUAUUUUGGGAAGGAGGAGUGUCAAAUGGUUAAUAUUUGUUAAAGAUUGAUGAAAUAUUGAUUCAUGAAGCUUGUAAGGUAAAUUUAUAUGCAAAAUUAAAUUAUCAUAAAGUUAAAUAUUAAUAUUCAAAUCCUUCUGGUAUAUUUAGUAUUUUGGUAAAUAGAAGAUUAAAUCUAAUUGGGAAAUCAUGUAAUAAAAUGCUAUUUAAUUUAUUAACUAAUUUGAAUAUUGAUUUAGAGAUGCAUUUCUAAUAAUUGCCAUACUAUUAAUUAACACAUGAAAAAAUAAAGGGUAUGUAUAAUGAAUUUAUUGUGGUUAAUUUAAAAAGACUAUAAGUAAUUAUUAUUAAAUAAUAAAGAGUAAGAAAAAUUGGUUGGAUUUUAAAAAGAAAUUUGUUAGAAUUAUUAAUUGA
This is a messenger RNA of Paramecium sonneborni, 983 nucleotides long. NCBI's taxonomy places the organism in Eukaryota, Ciliophora, Oligohymenophorea, Peniculida, Parameciidae. The record is from the annotation of a GenBank genome assembly.